This is a messenger RNA of Clunio marinus, 888 nucleotides long. NCBI's taxonomy places the organism in Eukaryota, Metazoa, Arthropoda, Insecta, Diptera, Chironomidae. The record is from the annotation of a GenBank genome assembly.
AUGACUUGCAUGAAAUUGCAGUCACUUCAAAGUGCAGCACGGCGCGCUGGAACAUCCUGUGCAAAUUGCAAAACAACCACAACAACACUAUGGAGAAGGAAUCAAGGUGGUGAACCAGUUUGCAAUGCCUGCGGACUCUACUAUAAAUUACACAACGUAAAUCGACCGUUAACGAUGAAGAAAGAAGGAAUUCAGACACGAAAUCGUAAGUUGUCAUCAAAAUCAAAGAAAAAGAAAGGCGUUGGUGGAUGUCUUCCUAUGGGUCAUUUGGGUGAUUUGAUGAAGCCACUGGAUGCCAAACCAUUUCCAGGUGGAUUUUCCGCUUCGAUGGGCCAACAUGGACAUCUCUCUAGCGGUUUACAUCCAGCUCACACUCACAUGCAUGGUGGAUGGUACACGGGAAUGGGUGCACUUGGAGCAUCGAGUAGCCUUCAAAGUGGAUUUGCAUCAGCUGGUUCCCUUGGUGGUGGUGUUGUGCCACAUUCGCAGUCUUAUCAUCUAGGACUCAAUUCAAUGGGCGCAUGGAGAUCUGAAUACACAUGAUGGAAUAAUUCACAAAAUAUCAACAAUCACCAUCAUCACACCUAUGGCAACACGUUGAAUAAUCUAAAUAAUAAUAGCGAUAUUCUAAUGAACUCUAAUCAUAAUUUAUUUGAAUUAAAUAAUAAUUUAAUUGAUAACUGUAGUGAUACGUCGACGCCGAAAUUACAAAUUACAGCAACAAUAGCAACAAGUCAAGUACAAAACAUUAAUUCCAUACAAAAUAAUUAAAUUCAUUUUUUCUUUCCAUUUCUUUUGACUUAACGGCGUGCUUUCGCGCGAUUUUUCUUUUCCUUGAAGCAAAAUAAAAAUAUUAAAUCGUUUAACACUUCAACAUUGUUGUGUCCC